CUAAAAGGGCCAAAACCCCUUUCUGUUUGUUCCUUCCCCAAAGACGCGUGAGAGAGAGACUCUCUCUAUUCUAAAUUCUUCUUCGCCCUAAAAUUUCUUAAUUCAAUCUCUUUCUCAUCUCUCUCUAAAAACCCUAAUUCUUCUCCCGCGUCUUCUGAAUCAAAGCCUCGCGAAUCAAGAUUGUGUAGAAAUAUGGAUGCUCUAAGGAAACAGUUAGAUGUGUUGAUGGGAGCAAAUCGUAACGGAGAUGUGACCGAAGUCAAUCGAAAGUAUUACGAUAGAGAUGUCUGUCGUCUCUUCUUAGUCGGUUUAUGCCCUCAUGAACUCUUCCAAUUGACGAAAAUGGAUAUGGGUGCGUGUUCUAAGGUGCAUUCACUACAGUUGAGGAAAGAAUAUGAAGAAGCCAAAGCUAGUGGUAGUCAUAGUUAUGAAAGAGAAUUGGAGGAUGUCAUAGAUAGGCUUAUUGUUGAGUGUGAUCGGAAAAUUACAAGAGCUCUUAAGCGCUUGGAGGAAGAUGAUGCUAAAGCUGCUAUUGCCAUCUCUGUGUCUGAGGUUACCCAGUCACCUGAGGUGCUUGAGUUAUCAAAACAAAUUGCGGAGAAGUUAAAAGAAGUUGAUAAACUUGAUCUUGAAGGUUUGGCUGAUAGUAAGAUUCGUGCUAUGGAGUUGGUGGAAGAACUUAGAACAAAGAGGGCAGACAAACAGGCAAUGCUUCUUCUUGACGCCUUCAAUAAGGACAGAGCUUCUUUACAGCAGCCGCUUCCACCUCCUCCACCUUUGGCUCCAUUGCCUGUGCUUGCUCCUCCAGAUCAUCGAACCCAAGAGAUGAUCAAUGAGAAGUUGAAGAAGGCAGAAGAUCUUGGUGAGCUUGGCAUGGUGGAUGAGGCACAAAAAGCACUAGAGGAGGCUGAAGCUCUGAAGAAGUUAGGUGCAAGGCUGGAGCCGCUACCGGACUCCUCAAAAUAUACUGCUGCUGAUGUUCGCAUUACUGAUCAGAAGCUACGUGUAUGUGAUAUUUGUGGAGCAUUUUUGAGCGUGUACGACAGUGACCGCCGUUUGGCUGAUCAUUUUGGUGGGAAGCUUCAUUUGGGUUAUAUGCAGAUCCGUGAGAAGUUAGCAGAGCUUCAGGAAGACAGAAAUAAGAUUCGGAAGGUAGUGGAUCGAUCUGAAGAUGAUAGAAGAUCGAAAGAUCGAAGCGUGGACCGUGACAGAGCAUCAAGUAGGGAUCGUAGGGUUAGUAGGGAUGAUAGAGGUGAUACCCGCGAUCGAGGAAGAGAUUAUGACCGUAGGAACAGAGACCAUGACCGGGAUCGUAACAGGGAACGAGAGAGAGAGUCCGAGCGUUCCCGCAAUCAUGAUUCUAGGAGUCGCAGAAGAUCCCGAUCCCGGUCGAGGGAUCGUUCUUCAAGGGAUCAUGGCCGCCACAGCAGGCGGUACGAUCGCUACUGAUUGGUAUCCAAGUAACAAGAAGCAUGAGGAUAAAGCUGAAGGGAAGCUUUAGAUGUUAAAUCUUUACCGUACCAAGAAUCAUGUUCUGUUUUAAUGAUAUUUAGAUCUUGAUGUAGAUUAUGGUAAUCCGCCCGGUUGGCAUGAAAAUGUCAAUCUUUAUUUUCUGUUUACAUGAGAACAUUUUUUAGCUUAUGAAUUAUUUGCUUUGGUUGAGGAUUCAGCUAUUGUAACUUGUCAAGCAGUUUUCCCUAAUUUGUGUGCACCAAAGUUUUGCCAAUCUUGAAAUGUUAUAUCAUCCCUAUAGAUUGCGCUUCCGGUGCUAUUUCGU
Papaver somniferum (opium poppy) is the source of this 1777-nucleotide messenger RNA. RefSeq names its product putative RNA-binding protein Luc7-like 2. NCBI's taxonomy places the organism in Eukaryota, Viridiplantae, Streptophyta, Magnoliopsida, Ranunculales, Papaveraceae. Gene Ontology annotation, biological process: mRNA splice site recognition. The coding region runs from base 193 to 1449 and encodes 418 amino acids. The record is from RefSeq and is a predicted model, not a curated record. Gene Ontology annotation, cellular component: U1 snRNP; U2-type prespliceosome. Gene Ontology annotation, molecular function: mRNA binding. The transcript is spliced from 13 exons.